GGGUGAGCUCGUGCCAGCAAGUCCUCCACUUUCUUGACGGGCGCGCAAGCUCAAAGUGAACGUUUAGUAGGAGUUUUCUUCUACUACUUCACGCAUAUUCUUUGGUUCAUAUAUCAAGCCGCAUUCGUGCGCAUUUUUCAGGCAAAAUGGCUGCCAACAAGCAGGGCAAGAUGCAAAACCUCAUCAACUAUCGGAUGAGAGUUACCCUUAACGAUGGCCGACAGAUGACCGGACAAAUGCUCGCAUUUGAUAAGCACAUGAACCUCGUCCUCGCCGAUACAGAAGAAUUCCGCCGCGUCAAGCGGAAGUCCAAGCCAGCUGCUGGCCCGGCUAACGCUCCCCUCGUGGAAUCGGAAGAGAAACGAACCCUCGGUCUUACGAUUGUGCGCGGUACCCACGUCGUCUCUUGCUCUGUUGAUGGACCUCCUCCCGCAGACCCCUCUGCACGACUUGGAACAAGCGUCCCAGGCGCUGCUGCUGCCGCAGCCACUCUCGCCGCCGGUCCUGGAAUCAGCAAACCCGCUGGACGUGGUCUACCUGUCGGACUUGGAGGCCCUGCUGCCGGUGUUGGAGGACCCCCACCUCCUCCUGGCGGCUUCCCUGGUUUCCCUCCUGGUGGUUUCCCAGGAGCGCCGCCACCGGGAUUCGCUGGCCGUGGAGCGCCUCCGGGAGGACCUCCUGGUUUCGCUCCUCCCCCAGGGUUUGCGCCUCAGGGCGGACCUCCGGCCGGUUUCCAACCCCCUCCAGGAUUCCAGCCUCCGGGCCAGGGACGUGGAUUCCCUCCACCAGGAUUUGGAGGACGGUGAAGCUCGCAUGUCGAGCGGCACAAUCGCUUACAAUAUUCCGACCCCGAGUGAAACAUGGCGGCCUACUAGUGUUGGGAUAAGAAAUACGCAUCCUAUUCAUAUACCUGUUCGAUGAUUAGGCAUAGCACACCGAGUUUUACCAGGCAAAGGCGUUGCGGCGUGUGCGGAUGCAGGGAAUGCCCGAGUAAUAGCAAAGGUCGACCUUCCAAAAAAAAAAAAGUCGAGGACCAACAGAAGUAAUGCUACAUAGGUUUAAACGCUUAGUACUUAUUCCCCCUGCGAAUCAUACACGGUCAUUUCCAUGA
Aspergillus caelatus is the source of this 1111-nucleotide messenger RNA. Its product is annotated as small nuclear ribonucleoprotein-associated protein. The transcript is spliced from 6 exons. Gene Ontology annotation, molecular function: RNA binding. Gene Ontology annotation, cellular component: U4/U6 x U5 tri-snRNP complex; catalytic step 2 spliceosome; U2 snRNP. NCBI's taxonomy places the organism in Eukaryota, Fungi, Ascomycota, Eurotiomycetes, Eurotiales, Aspergillaceae. Gene Ontology annotation, biological process: mRNA splicing, via spliceosome. The record is from RefSeq and is a predicted model, not a curated record. The coding region runs from base 147 to 806 and encodes 219 amino acids.